GGUGCCUGCCUCGGGGAAGAUGGAAACCCGGAAACCGCCUUCAGGAACAGAACACGCCGCUCGUGCAGACAGAAAUAUUGCCGGACGCACACGCUCCCGACUCCGACAGGAUCACCGUCGACUGGACAGUGGACUCGGCGCUCGGCGGUGAUUCGGACGCCGAACCGACGUGGCGCGCUGACGACCUCCAACCGCGCCCCCAUCCCGGCCUCCCGCUUCUGCCCUUCCAACCCCGGCUACGGCAAUAACGGCACCGCAUCCGCGAGGGCAGUCCCGUCAGUCCAGGCCCCUCGUCCUUCUCCUUCCCUCUCUCAGGGGCGCGCCUCGCUCACCCUCCCCACUGGCGAAUUUGCUACAGGCAAGCGCUCCACUCGAGCUCGGCCCGCAUCCAUGGCGAUGCGGCUCCUGUCCCCCUCCACGCCGCCCCCACUCUUCCCGAGCCCCGGCCCGAAGGCACCCGCCUCCGUCUCCGCAUCGUCUUCCUCGUACUUGUCUGUCCGCUUGCGCCGCGCGCGCGCGGCGUCUGCAGCGUCUGGCGCGGCCGCGUCGGGCGGGUCCGACCGGGACGGCGGACGCUUCGAGGGGGAGGCGAUGAGCGGGGCAUUCGACAGGGGCCUCGCGGAGAUCGCGAGGAAGGUGCCGCUCUUCGAGCCCGCAGCGGACGGGGAGCUCGCCGCCGCGGCCGGCGAGCGGCCGUUGCCUAUCAAUCUCGAGCUCUGGCUCUACCGCGUCAAAGUGCACACCAGGAAGUUCGAGUUCCCUGAAGCAGAGAAGCUUCUCGACAAGUGUAUCUCAUUCUGGCCUGAAGACGGACGUCCGUAUGUGGCACUGGGGAAGUUGUUCAGCAAGCAGUCAAGGUAUGACAAAGCUAGAGCGGUGUACGAAAGGGGAUGCCAAGCAACGCAAGGCGAAAACCCAUACAUUUGGCAGUGCUGGGCAGUCCUAGAAAGCAAGGGUGGAAAUAUUCGAAGGGCACGCGAGCUAUUUGAUGCUGCUACUGUGGCUGAUGCAAAGCACAUUGCUGCUUGGCACGGGUGGGCAAUUUUAGAAAUAAAGCAAGGAAAUAUAAAAAAAGCACGGAACCUACUUGGGAAAGCCCUGAAAUAUUGUGGAGGAAAUGAGUAUAUUUACCAAACUCUUGCUUUGCUUGAAGCUAAAGCAGAGCGCUUUGAACAAGCAAGGACUUUGUUCGAACAAGCCACUCAAUCCAAUCCGAAAAGUUGUGCAAGCUGGCUAGCUUGGGCUCAGGUAGAAAUGCGUGCAGGAAACAAUACCAUGGCCAGAAAUCUCUUUGAGAAAGCUGUCCAGGCUAGUCCUAAAAACCGUUUUUCAUGGCAUGUAUGGGCACUAUUUGAGGCAAAUGAAGGUAAUAUUGACAGUGCAAGGAAGUUGCUUAAGAUUGGACAUGCUGUAAAUCCUAAGGACCCUGUAAUCCUCCAGUCACUUGCACUGCUGGAAUACAACUUUUCAUCUGCGAAUGUUGCUCGUGUGUUAUUCAGAAAAGCAUCUCAAAUUGAUCCAAGGCAUCAGCCAGUUUGGAUAGCUUGGGGAUGGAUGGAAUGGAAAGAAGGAAAUGCAAGAACAGCAAGGGCCCUCUAUCAAAGAGCUUUGUCAGUUAAUUCAACAAAUGAAUGUGCUGCUCGUUGCCUUCAGGCUUGGGGGGUCCUAGAACAGCGUGCUGGUAACUACACGGCAGCCAGAAGAUUGUUGAGGUCUUCGUUGAAUAUAAACUCUCAAAGUGAGGUGACAUGGAUGACAUGGGCAGCACUUGAGGAGGAACAGGGAGAUCCAGUUCGAGCUGAAGAAAUUCGGAACCUUUACUUUCAGCAGCGCACUGAAGUUGUGGAUGAUGCCUCCUGGGUCAUGGGCUUCCUCGACAUCAUCGACCCUGCCCUAGACAGCGUGAAGAAGCUGCUAAACCUAGAUCAGCCUUCUGGGCCAACGAGGCAAGAUGAUGUUAAAAGCACUGCCAGGAGUUCUGCAGCUAGGGAGUCUUCAGAAACCUCUGCGGCUGUAGGUUCAGAUACCCCUGGCCUUACGAGCAAUGAUGCUGGUAACAACGGGAGGGAAGCAACUAGGACUCCAACAAAUGAUUUCGAUUUGGAUCGUUUCAUCAAAAAGAGGCUGGCCCUCGACCCGGCGGAGCUGGAUGCCGUGCUCGAGGGCUCUGACCCGAGGGGUGUUGUUUCUCAGAGGAGGAAACAGCGGCUGCCCAGGAAGCCACUCCCUGUCCCGUAAUCCAGAUCGGUCUGUCUCAUUUCCACCGGUAAAAUCCACUAACAGUAGCAGGUAUACGUGGAUAUGUGUGAGGAGAGGACGACCCCUGCCGCUGCCAUAGCAAUCACCUGUUAAUUGUCAUUCCAGGCACGUGUAUGUAAUUCUGCCACCAUUUGUAGUAUAAGUCUAGCUCUGUACAUAAAUUAGACUCUCUUUAUCUACAUAAUUCCCCCGAGUAAUUAGUCGAGAAAUAUUCUGAUAAAUGCCAAUGCCAUUACUUCAACA
This is a messenger RNA of Sorghum bicolor (sorghum), 2502 nucleotides long. RefSeq names its product protein high chlorophyll fluorescent 107. The transcript is spliced from 8 exons. Gene Ontology annotation, biological process: mRNA processing; regulation of translation. Gene Ontology annotation, molecular function: mRNA binding; protein binding; single-stranded RNA binding. Gene Ontology annotation, cellular component: chloroplast. Bases 391 to 2238 code for a protein of 615 amino acids. Lineage: Eukaryota; Viridiplantae; Streptophyta; Magnoliopsida; Poales; Poaceae. The record is from RefSeq and is a predicted model, not a curated record.